GUCAAUGUCAUUAUCAUAUGAUUAAGCUUUUGUAUUGAGAUUUUUUAGUUUGAGAUUACAAAACAUUACAAAAAUUGUACCAACAAUAUUUUUUCAAAUAAGUUUAAAAGUUUCCACUAUACUUUUAGAAAAAUGUGGGUAUUUGGUUACGGAUCUCUAAUAUGGAAGGUGGAUUUUGCAUAUGAAUUAAAAGUUGUAGGUUAUAUUGAAGGUUAUUCUAGGAGAUUUUAUCAACACAGUAUAGACCAUAGAGGUGUUCCUGAUCAACCAGGUCGUGUAGUAACACUAAUACCAAGUGAAGAUACCAAUAGUAAAGUUUGGGGGAUAGCAUACAAAAUUAGAACUAAAGACAUAGAGGAAGUGACAAAACAUUUAGACUUUAGAGAGAAGAAUGGUUAUUCUAAAAAAAUGGUUAUGUUCCAUCCUGCAGACAAGAAUCUUGAACCAUUUGAGUUAACAUUGUAUGUUGCUACAGAGGAAAAUGAGUCUUAUGCUGGGCCAGCAUCAAUAGAAGAUAUAGCAAGACAAGUGAUCAAGUGUAAAGGUCCCAGUGGUACCAACAAGGAAUAUUUAUAUAAUUUAGCUGAUGCUAUGCGCCAAUUAGUACCUGAUGUUAAAGAUGAUCAUCUGUUUGCUUUAGAAGCAGCUGUAAGAAAUCUAGACUCAGAUUAAAAAGAAAAAUAGAUAAAGAAAUAUAGACAAUUUUUAUACUUAGAUAGGUAGAAAUUUUUUUAUACUCAAACAUUAGCGAAAUAUUGUAAAUUUUUUGUAAUUUAUCACAUGGGUAGAAAUUUUUUAUACUCAAACAUUAAUUGAAAUGGAUGUAGUAAAUUUUUUUGUAAUUUAUAUAAGUAUAUAUUUAUUGAAUUAUAAAUAUAAUUUAUAUUCAAUAAAAAUCAUGUUAAUGAAAAUUAUAUUUGCAUAGAUAUGAUUCUUUGUAAAGAAUAAAUUUAUUAAUUUAAUUUGAGGAUGUAAAACUUUCAAUAAAUUAAAAAAAAAUCUUAAUGUAGCUUAGCUACAAGUUUGCUCAUGGAAUAUGUACUUGUAUGUAUUACUCAUGGAAUAAUACAUAUGGGUAUGUAUUGUUUUUCACUUGCCAUAUUUAGUACACAAUAAUAUUUAUAACAAACAUGCAUUCAUCUAUUGGUGAAUAGGGUUACCGUAGCCUAUGGAUGCCUAUAAAUAGGGAUGUCAUGCGCACGUUGCCGACCUUUAAGAAAAUUUAAUAUCUUAUUGAAGAACUCGAUGCUAUAGUCCCUAGGGAAAGCCUCGACAAGAAGAUUAUUCCACAAUCUGAGUAUUUACAGGAGGAAGCUCCUCUAAAACCUUACUGUGUGACCCUUCUGGUUUUAUGAUGUGAGGACACAUUCCCUGCUGAUAGCGAGUGAUGUGAUAGUGAAAUAUAUGAUAGUGGUAUGUUCUUUUUAUCAAAAGAACAAUUUAUUAAAAAAAAUAGGAUAAAAAAAAGUUAAUUAUAAAAGUAAGUACUAUGGCUUAAUAUAAUUUUUUGAUGUCUUAGUUUUGAAAGAACAGAUUUGAAAACUCAUUCUAAGAUUAGAAAAAAAAAUUAAAUAUGGAAAUGAAUAAUUAAUAAAUUGUUAGUUGUUUAAAUAUAAAAUUAUUUUUUUAUAUUAAAAUUGUUUACUAAAUAUGCCAUGUAUUAUAAAUAUAUUAUAUAUACAUUUUCUAUUUACCUACUUAUGCAGAUAUUAACUGUAUUAUACAUAUGUAUGCACUUAAUAACUAUAUAAUAUUAGCAAAAAAUUGUUAUAUAUCCAAGUAGUAAUCAUUACAACUAUAGGUAAUAAAAUUCAUAGCAAAACAAGGGCUACUAAUGCACAGAAUUAUACUUUAAUAGGCAAUUUUUAUUAACGGAAAUAAAAAAGAACUCACAUUAUGUGAAUCAUAAUAUAAUUCAAUAAGUGUUUUUCAACUCAGAUUUUUAUUACAAAUAAUACUCCAUAGUAAUGAUAUAUAAAUAAAUAUGAAAAACAAAUGUUCUCCAAGUCAUUCCUAUAGAAUUUAUUA
Galleria mellonella (greater wax moth) is the source of this 2028-nucleotide messenger RNA. RefSeq names its product putative glutathione-specific gamma-glutamylcyclotransferase 2. The transcript has 3 exons. Lineage: Eukaryota; Metazoa; Arthropoda; Insecta; Lepidoptera; Pyralidae. Gene Ontology annotation, cellular component: cytoplasm. The record is from RefSeq and is a predicted model, not a curated record. Gene Ontology annotation, biological process: glutathione catabolic process. Gene Ontology annotation, molecular function: gamma-glutamylcyclotransferase activity; glutathione specific gamma-glutamylcyclotransferase activity. Bases 133 to 672 code for a protein of 179 amino acids.